Molecule: messenger RNA, 1311 nt
Organism: Gadus macrocephalus (Pacific cod)
Lineage: Eukaryota; Metazoa; Chordata; Actinopteri; Gadiformes; Gadidae
Product: beta-1,3-galactosyltransferase 2-like
Exons: 2
Coding region: 59-1156 (365 amino acids)
Cellular component (GO): membrane
Molecular function (GO): N-acetyl-beta-D-glucosaminide beta-(1,3)-galactosyltransferase activity
Source: RefSeq, a predicted model, not a curated record
AGUAGCUAUAAAGGAAUGGCUGCCAUGUACGGUCAGGCUUUUUGGUCUCAUCACAGAGAUGAAGGAGGCUUCAGCUGCGAGGUCUGUAAAAAGAGAAAUUUUGGGCACUCCCAUUAAUCCGAGAAGAGAUUUCCUAAAGACAACCUUCAAGUGUCUCCUGCUUCUCAGUCUGCUGACCAUUCCAAUCGGCUUCAUAUUGGUCCCAUUUCCAUCCCCUCUAUCGAUAUAUCAGAUGUACAAGAGAUCUGCUGAUGGACCUGCCAAGUUUCAAAAGGCCCUCCCCCUUCCUCGGAAUGACCCGUUGCACCUCUCCACUCAGCACAACAUGAUUUAUCCGGGGAACUACCAUUUUAUCCUGGACGACACCGAGCUGUGUAGGUCCAUCCAUCCGUACCUGGUUCUGAUUGUUCCCGUGGCCCCCGGCAACUGGAAAGCCCGCGACGCCAUCCGUAGAACAUGGGGCAACGAGACUCACAUCCAAGGGGAGCUCAUCCAGACCGUCUUCCUCCUGGGCGUACCUAAAAAAAGUAGCAACAUCGAAGUCCUGCAGCGGAACGUACGCACGGAGAACCGGCUGUACCACGACCUGAUCCAGAGCGACUUCAUAGACAGCUACCACAAUCUGACCAUCAAGACCAUGGUGAUGAUGGACUGGCUGGCCUCUCGGUGCCCUAUGGUGCCCUACGCCAUGAAGAUCGACUCAGACAUGUUCCUGAAUGUGGAGAACCUUGUGAGCAUGUUAAAGACCCCCGGCACCCCUACCACGAUAUACAUGACCGGCAGGCUCAAAUAUGAAAGUCCUGUUGUUCGCGAAAAGGACAGCCAGUGGUACGUGUCUGAGGAUAGCUACCGUGAGAACGAGUUUCCAACCCACCUCGUGGGCAUGGGCUACAUCUUCUCCCUUGAUAUGCCCAGAAGGCUUGUGGAGAUCUCUAAAAGGGUCACUCCCUUUUACGUGGAAGAUGCCUAUAUUGGGGUGUGCAUGAAAACAUUAGGAAUCGACUUCACUCCGCCCCCAGAACGCUAUCACUUCAGACUCUACAUGUAUGAAUUCAAUCAUUGUCAUUUGGCCAAAUCCAUCUGUGCCAUCCUCCAAACUCCAGAACAACUGAUAAAAUACUGGACAUCAUUAAAGGGGCCUGGCCCGGCCUGUUAGGACAUGAGCAUCUACACGGCCGUUUAGUGGAUAAGUUAAACAGACGUAAAACUUGACUUAUAAUACCUUACAAACAACAAUAAAUAAAUUCUUCACAAUAAAUAAUCACUUAGUUAAUGCUAACUAUUAUUAUUUUGAUUAAACUCAUGACUUUC